Messenger RNA from Numida meleagris (helmeted guineafowl), 2556 nucleotides. RefSeq names its product E3 ubiquitin-protein ligase RNF19B-like. The record is from RefSeq and is a predicted model, not a curated record. The transcript has 9 exons. NCBI's taxonomy places the organism in Eukaryota, Metazoa, Chordata, Aves, Galliformes, Numididae. Gene Ontology annotation, biological process: protein polyubiquitination; ubiquitin-dependent protein catabolic process; positive regulation of proteasomal ubiquitin-dependent protein catabolic process. Bases 701 to 2305 code for a protein of 534 amino acids. Gene Ontology annotation, molecular function: zinc ion binding; ubiquitin protein ligase activity; ubiquitin conjugating enzyme binding. Gene Ontology annotation, cellular component: cytoplasm; ubiquitin ligase complex.
GGAGUUUUUCUUGUCUAGCUGUGCUCAAAGGGGAAAAAACAGCAGAGGCUGCUGGAGGAGGGGGGAUGCAGCAGUGCCAUGAGAGUGUAAAGUACAGGGUGUGACUUUUUGGGGUGUAGAGGGGGAAGGAGAGCAUGGGGAAUGGUGGAUCCACUGGCCCUGGGGUUGGGAGGGGUUAUGUUGUGGCUCCAGGUAAUGUGAGCUCUAAGUAAGGGAAAACUGACAGAUUUACCUCAUCUCUUCUCUCAUCCCUCGAUUCCUGUUCACUUGAUGAUUUGGCUUUUGCAUCUCUUAGCUCCACUGCCUAUUUUACGUAUAGAAGAGGAGGCUGAGGUCUCUGUGCCGCAGAGCUUGUGCUGGGGAAAUACACCUGGUCUGCAGGGAUGGGUGCCAGGUUCUGGCCAGUCUGGAGGCAGAGGGGCCCUGCAGGUCUCCCUUGGCUCGUGUCCUCCUCAGAUGUCCUCUUUAGUGCGGUCCUGUGGACUCCUCAGGGCUGGCAAGGCGUGGAGACUGAGGCCGCAGCUCAGGCUGAGCAGUGUGGGCUGCAGCUGGUGAUGGUUUGGCCACUGAUUGUGGAGACGCUGGCUCCCAGGCACAGGUAGGACGUGUCUGGCCCGUCAUGGGCACCGUGCUGGGGCUGCCGCCGUCUCAGAGUCCUCCGUAGCCUGCCAGCAGCAGGUCGCUGCCCUGACGUGCCACCAUGGAGCAGCCCCUGCGCAUCCUGGGCUCCUGUGGGCAGAAGGCAGAGGCCAGCGAGGAGAUGCCGCCAGAUCCUGUGCAAGAGCCAGAGGACCCCGAGGAGCUGCACAUUGCCCUGCCCUUAGGCGAGGAUGGGGAGCUGGAGGAGUGUCCCCUCUGCCUGCUUCCCCAGCCACCUGAGGCCUUUCCCAGCCUCGCCUCCUGCUCCCACCGCUCGUGCCGGGCCUGCUUGCAGCAGUACCUGCGCAUCGCCGUCAGCGAGAGCCGCGUGCGGGUGGCCUGCCCGCACUGCCCCACCGCGCUGCAGCCUGCUGACAUCCACCACCUCCUGCCCGAGCCCGCCCUCCGUGACAAGUACGAGGAGUUCCUCCUGCGACGGCUACUGGCAGCUGAUCCCGGCACCCGCUGGUGUCCUGCACCGGACUGCAGCUAUGCUGUCAUUGCCUACGGCUGCGCAGAGUGUCCUCGCCUCACCUGCGGGCGUGAGGGCUGUGGCACCGAGUUCUGCUACCACUGCCGACAGCUCUGGCACCCUGAUGAGCCCUGCGCAGCAGCACCGCUGGCCUCCGGCCUGGCCAGCCCCUCGGCACAGCUGGUUUCCCCAGAGGAGUCAGCCAAUGUUGAGGCUGAGGACAUCAAGGUCUGUCCCCGCUGCAGUGCCUUCAUUAUGAAGAUCAAUGAUGGGAGCUGCAACCGCAUGAACUGCACGGUGUGCGGCUGCCUGUUCUGCUGGCUCUGCCUGCAGGAGAUCUCUGACGUGCACUUCCUGAGCCCAUCUGGAUGCACCUUCUGGGGUAAGAGGCCCUGGUCAAGGACCCGGAAGAUCCUGUGGCAGCUGGGCAUGGUGCUGGGGGCACCUAUGGUGAUCUCCCUCGUCGCAGGCAUCGCUGUGCCUGUCAUUAUCAUUGGGCUUCCCAUCUACACGGGUAGGAAGGUGCUGGGCCAAAGCCGGAGGAGCAGCUUGUCAGCAUGCCAGCAGUGCUUCUCUGUCACCAGCGGCGUCCUCCUCUCUCUCUUUGUGUCCCCCAUCAUAACAGCUGUCACAGUGGGUAUUGGCGUGCCCCUGAUGCUCACCUAUGUCUAUGGAGUGGUGGUGCUGUCUCUGUGCCGGAACCGCAGUAGCUGUGGCCGCAGCCAAACUGGGAACCUCGGUGUGGUGGAGCUGGAGAACCUGACCAAGCUGAACGAGCUGUGGUCAGUGCUGCCCAGCCCCAAGGGAGUCGAGGACGGAGUCCCGGACACAGCCACCUCUUUCCCCAGCAGCAGCCACAGCCCACGUCCCAGGCUGGUGUGGAAGGAGCAGGACAGCCACUCAGCCAGCACCGUGGCCCUCGCAGGGAGCACACUGAGUGAUACGUCCUACCGCAGUGUUCUCCCGUUGAGCUGCUGCCCUAACGCGUUUGUCUGCAGAGAAGGCAUCAACAUCGAGGUGGAAGUGGCGAUUGAAUCAGUGCCGCCUCCUGCCCAAGAGCAGAGCCUGUGCAGCCCGCUGUCAGGGCAGAGUCUGUCGGGGGACUCCCUGGGAGGCACCAGCGACAGAUGCAGCGUCACAGGCGUCCCAGCGGAGCGAAGAGGACAGUGCAGCAGUGAGCUGGGAGAUCCCUGAGCUGCAGAGCAUCCACUUCAGCUCCCGCCGCCGUGAAGAGCCCACGCCUUCCUUUGGCAGCCCUGGAUGCCCUCUGCAUGGCAUCAGCAGCCCUAGGGACUGGAUCCUGGCCAUCCCCAGGCUCGGCAGGCGCUCACCCCGCACUCAGCGCUGCCUGCUCCCCGUUGUAUCCAUCCCAUUGCACCUCUUCCCCGAAGGCAGGCUUGUGCAUUGGCACUGCUGAGAAAUAAAACAACGCUCCAAGUGUCACA